GUUAGACAGCAAUUUCAAUCAAGCGUACCUAAAACAAAUUACCAUGUCUGGACGUGGAAAAACCGGCGGUAAAGCUAGAGCCAAGGCCAAGACACGUUCAUCCCGGGCUGGGCUUCAGUUCCCAGUAGGUCGUGUCCACAGACUACUGCGUAAGGGGAACUACGGCGAGCGUAUCGGUGCUGGUGCUCCCGUCUACUUGGCUGCAGUGCUGGAAUAUCUGACCGCCGAAAUCUUGGAAUUGGCGGGGAACGCAGCUCGCGACAACAAGAAGACCAGGAUCAUCCCACGUCACUUGCAGCUGGCGGUUCGCAAUGACGAAGAACUGAACAAACUCCUCGGUGGAGUGACCAUCGCUCAGGGAGGUGUCUUGCCCAACAUCCAGGCCGUCCUUCUGCCCAAGAAGACCGAGAAAGCCGCCAAGAAGUAAUCCUUAUACUUCACAAACAACACAACGGCUCUUUUAAGAGCCAACCACUCUUCUAUAAAGAGCUUGCCUAGAAAUUUAUCAGAAAAUUCUGCUCAGUAUAAUCUAACCCGUUGUAACUUGUAACUAGUGACGUUUAUGUAAACUAUUAAUUGAACCAGUGUUAUUCAACCACUGUGCUGCGGCACAUUAGUGUACCGUGAGAUACUGUCUGGUGUGCCGUCGGCAGGGGUGGGCAAUAUCGCAAAUUUGGGUAUCAAGA
Molecule: messenger RNA, 686 nt
Organism: Nerophis ophidion (straightnose pipefish)
Lineage: Eukaryota; Metazoa; Chordata; Actinopteri; Syngnathiformes; Syngnathidae
Product: histone H2A
Exons: 1
Coding region: 44-427 (127 amino acids)
Cellular component (GO): nucleosome
Molecular function (GO): structural constituent of chromatin; DNA binding; protein heterodimerization activity
Source: RefSeq, a predicted model, not a curated record